ACGCGUCUCUACUGACUACGGAUUUGUUUCGCUGUGACACCUUGGCAACCGCUGUUCUACUCGGCUAGUAGCUAGCAGCAGCCAAGUUAGUGGCUAUUUAAAGCAAAUUACAUUCCUGUUUUCUGCUUGUUUUAUUAUCAAGGACUGACAGGUGGAGGCUGCCGUCAUGGAGCCUGCCUGCCGCAAGGACAAACCAAAGCUGAACUCAACGCCGACCAGAGGAGACCGAGCCAAGCAGAAAUCUGCACAGCAGGAGCUCAAACAGCGACAGAGAGCCGAGAUCUACGCUUUGAACAAGGUGAUGACAGAGUUGGAGCAGCAGCAGUUUGAGGCCUUUUGUAAACAGAUGCAGUCACAAGGAGAAUGAAGAGAGUCCAGCCCAUUCUGCCUCCUUUUUAUCUGCACCAGGACCUGUCACGCUCAAGAGCACUAUGUACAGUUACACACAAACGCUGUUACUGACAUAAAAACACUUUAGUGCGUUUUCUGUGCCGUCUUAUUUUCUAAAAGAAAACCUGAACUAGACAGAAGGUAGUAAUUUUCUGACCCUGAAUCAGACAGUCUUUGCUCGUGAUGGUGUAUAAUAUGACAGACAAUUCUGUUGAUGUAAGUCAACCACGAAGGACAACAGCAGGCAGAGCUGCACACAAACACGUCGUCAGUGGCAUUCCCUUUCCUUUAAUACCAGACUUUGCUGCAAUAAUGUGAUGGUUAAAUCGAGUGAAACAUCACUGCAGUGAUAAUAGCUGCAGAAAGGGUGAAAUUUGUUCUUUUUUUCAGCUAUUGUGAGUAGUUAAAGGCACAUUUUCUUGGACAUUAAGCAUGACAAGACAAAGUGACAACUUAUGUGGCACCUGAAUUAAUCCGAUGUCAGUUUGCUUGCAUUUUAUCACACACUCACCAGCCAGUGUUACUUACACUUUAAGCUGAAGGAAAACAACAUGGUAUGAGUCACAUUGUAUGUGUUGCCCACUGAAAUAAUACUGCAUUACAUUUCCAGUCACAAAUUUACCAACCUUCACAUUAUGUAUAUAUUUAUAUUGCUUAUUACAUUAUUACGUCCUUUUUGACUUAAGUUAUACAAAUUUGAUUUAAUGAAAAUAAAAAGGUUUUUCUAAAUGCA
Acanthochromis polyacanthus (spiny chromis) is the source of this 1123-nucleotide messenger RNA. RefSeq names its product small vasohibin binding protein (gene svbp). Gene Ontology annotation, cellular component: apical part of cell. Bases 167 to 367 code for a protein of 66 amino acids. The transcript has 3 exons. Gene Ontology annotation, biological process: negative regulation of protein ubiquitination; protein secretion. NCBI's taxonomy places the organism in Eukaryota, Metazoa, Chordata, Actinopteri, Pomacentridae. The record is from RefSeq and is a predicted model, not a curated record.